This is a messenger RNA of Colletotrichum chrysophilum, 594 nucleotides long. RefSeq lists its product as uncharacterized. The record is from RefSeq and is a predicted model, not a curated record. The transcript has 4 exons. Lineage: Eukaryota; Fungi; Ascomycota; Sordariomycetes; Glomerellales; Glomerellaceae. The coding region runs from base 1 to 594 and encodes 197 amino acids.
AUGCGCACGAUUAUCGACAUGAAGACCGUCAACGAGGCGGCCCCGGCUGCUCCCCCGGUCACCAAUCGUACCAUUACCACCUCUCGCGGCCUGGCUGCCGCUUCCCCGCCUCCGACUGCCUCUCGUCAGGCCACUGAUUCUGCCAACCCUCUUCCAUCCCAGACCUCUACUCAGACCCAAACUGCCUCUCGCACCUCGGCCACUGCUACCGGUGGCUAUUACAUGCGCGAUCUGAUCCAGAUCGAUGUGAACUUCAAGGCUCGCGCCCCCCGCCGCAUGGCCACUAAGCAGAGAGGCAACAUGCCAAAGGUCAACCAAACCGCAUUGGAGCUGGCGGUCAUGCUCAAGGGACAGGUCCAGAUCUCCAGAGACUUGAAGAUGGAGCUCCUGGACCUCCGUGUCAAGUAUGAGGCUGUCGAAAGAGAGCUGCAGCAAGUCAGACAGGAGUCUGAGCAGCACCGCCAGGAGGCUAAGGCUAGGGCCGAGGCCAACCAUGCCUGGGACAAGGAGUGCACUGAACGGCUGAAAGGUUGGGAUGCUGCGCGGACUGCCUAUGAGGUGCAGAUGAUUGAGAAUGCUGCUCAAAAAUGGUAG